Messenger RNA from Aspergillus lentulus, 2133 nucleotides. The record is from RefSeq and is a predicted model, not a curated record. NCBI's taxonomy places the organism in Eukaryota, Fungi, Ascomycota, Eurotiomycetes, Eurotiales, Aspergillaceae.
AUGGAGGUGGCCGCAAGUCGAGACUCAGCUCCUGUUGGUCCGCCAACAGGGCCUGAUGCCACAAUCACCAAUGGCGACCAAGAUCUUCUACUGGAUGAUUCGCUCAUGGACGAUGGACGUUCAAGUAGUCUGAGCGACAUCGACGAUGUCUUGGAUAAUGAACCCUCGGACUACGAAGAGUCGCCCAAGCCUGAGAAGUUAGCACCAGAGAAUGACUCUGAAGCUGAGACGGAGCGCAUCGAAGAUUCCCCGAAUCAUUUUCGCAGAACCAACAUUGUCGUGAGCAGUUAUGGCCCUAGCCCCAGCAAAUUGGCCCAAUCGACGACGUACGAUGACGCCGAGGACGGGGACAACCAAAUUGAGGAUUCACCAAGCAAGCCUCGCUCCAAGCCCAACGGAAUCCUUGAAUCAGCCGAAGACAUACUUGGUUUGGAAGACUCUACAUUAUCCGAAGGUACGGGAAAGAAGCGCAAACGACCCGAAUCUGGCGCGGAUCUGGAAGGCGACACGGGUGACGAAGACGAACCGCCUCAGAAGCGCCGCGGGUCGGUGAAGAGUGAAUUGAGCGACCCUCCGGCAGAUGACAGUGCGCUGUCUCCGGAGCCCAUUGAAGAAGUGAUUAAAGCGAACGAGGAAGAUACCCCGGCCGAUGACCUUCCCGAGUCUGACCUACCCACGGCGCCCGCGAAAAACAGAAAAGGCAAGAAGGGAAAGCGAAAAGGACGAAAAAUACGCGAUACGGCUGAUGAUGACCUGGAUAGUGGUGCCCUCGAGACGGGCGCGGAGGGUCCUGCGGACGAUGGCGAUGACGAGAAUAUUGAACGUGGAGAGGACGCCGACGAUGGGGAAGCAGCCGCCAAGCUCGAGGAAGAAUCAGCUAAGAGGAUGUCCGCAAUGGAAUCUUUAACGAUCCUUGAAAAGGAAUUCGCAGCCCUGCGUGAUAAGAUAUAUGACGAAAGGAUAUCCAAAUUGAAUCGAGAAUUGGAAAUGCUUACUGGCCCCAACCCGACUCACCCUGAAUACCUGCGUCAGCUUGAGUGUGUUAAACGACACCGUGAUGCAAAGAUAAAAUACGAACACACCUUGUUCCAGUACCGAAUCCAAGCUCUCAUGAACAAGAGUCUGGCAGAGCGUGCUCAGACCCAUAGCACGUACUUCCAGCGAGUUCGGGACAUUCGGGAGAAACACUCAAGUGCUGUCAGCAAGCAAUUUUACGCUAUUCAGCACGAUCGGUUCAAGACAGAAGAUCUCAGUGCGCAGCACUACAUACCUUUUCCCACCCGGCGUUCACAGCAAAUCGCCCACCAAACAGCUUACAACCAAGAAGUGUCCAUCAUGGCUGGCGUCGCCAAAUACGUGGGAUUCCCAGCGGCACCUUCAUUGGCACCUGCGCGACCGUCUGAACUCGAAGAAGAUUUGGAGAAGAUGGGGAUUUCCUUCGAGACCAGGGCACCUACUUCACACCCUUCGACGAACCUACCACGUGGAGCCAUGCCAGCCAUGUCCUCAAAUGCCUUUCGUACAGCUGCGGAGGAGGCCUUCCUUGAGCAGACUCCUUGGGCCAAUCCGCAGCACCCCAUUCACCAUCACCACCAUCACCACCACCAACAACAACAACAACAGCAUCAAAUCCCGCCGGGGCCGCAGAAUCGAGUUUUUGAGAACCCACAUGCCUCGUCAUUCACGACUCCAGCCGCUCAGAAACGAGUGGUCGAUAUUAAUGCUCCCAACGGCUCGGCCUCCACGAUAGCGGAGAAUCUGUCGGCUGCAAAUUCCUCGGCGAAUAACACGCCGUAUGGAGCAGAACAGGAGCAUCAGCACCAUGGUCUUGCUCAUUUUGGUGUUCCCGACUAUGAUGCGGAUCGCAAAUCCGGAUAUCGAUCACUAAGCUCUUCCCCGCUCGAUGUGCGAAAACCGCACCCGGCGUAUGCUACCCUCGAUCAUCGUGCUUCCCAAACCACAUCGUCUCGAAAUCCCGCCUUUUCACCGCAACCCGCCCGUCUGGGGCUUUUCCAAUCGAAUGUUUCAAAACACGAUUCUUCGCCUCCUCUCUCUUCGAAACAAGUCAAUUCCAUGCACCCAUCGUCUGGGAUACUGACUGGCUCUGGCUCUAGUCAGAUGACAGCUCGAUAG